Aspergillus terreus NIH2624 is the source of this 1107-nucleotide messenger RNA. RefSeq lists its product as uncharacterized. The coding region runs from base 1 to 1107 and encodes 368 amino acids. Lineage: Eukaryota; Fungi; Ascomycota; Eurotiomycetes; Eurotiales; Aspergillaceae. The record is from RefSeq and is a predicted model, not a curated record. The transcript has 4 exons.
AUGGGCCAUCCUCAUGUUGUCGACUUUCAGGCAAUCGCGGUCAUCGUCAGCCAACUUAGUCCGCCAGCGGAAGAUAACAUACUGUGGCAGUUGGGCGGGGAGCUCACCCUUGUCGCGUUGGGCCGCUUUACUUCCAUGUGGUCUCCACUCAAUCAGUUCUCUCGGUGUCUAGAAAUCGGUUCUGGCUGGUUCCACUUGCAGUUUCAUCUCCGAUUUUGCUCUGUCACACCAAGCCCUAACUAUAGCAAGUCGUCAAAACUAGACGGUCUCCGGCUUGAUCGUGAUGGCGGCAAACUAGAGGCUCUACUGGGUAGUUUACAGACGACUAUAGCUGAAAGGAGACACUGCAUUAUCGUUCAUAUAUCAACACACUCGCGUUUGCCCGUAUAUAUAAUCCUUAUUCUUUCAGAUAAGCCGGUGCGAGAUAUUGCGGCGGGUUUCUUGGUGCCUGCAAUGCGAAAGCAAGGGAUAUUCGCCGGGAUCGCGGUUUUCCAACAUGUUCUUCAUCAGAUCCUGCUUGAAUGGCACGAGGAGUGGACCGCUGUUCUAGAUCGCUUCAUUAACAGUUCCAAUGGGAUUGAGAUAAGCACUGUCCUGAGUCCAAAUAACCGCGAAAGAUUGAUGUUUGACACGUCCUUGAGCCAGAAUUACCAUUACUUUAUGAUCAUACAAUUGCUGCAAAUCUUCUCCAGCUGGAUGAAGGAAGCGGAGGAAAGCUCAUCCGGCACUCCUAACUAUGACUUCUGCUCACGAAGCCUCAAAAGGCUCCACGCUCAAUCGACCCUUUUUGAAAUGCAUCUCUUUGACAGCGACGAAUUGCAGAAAACGCAGACCUCGUUCUUCAUCUCUAUGGUCAUUAUUUCCUUUGUGAAGUAUGCAUUUUCAGGCUUUGGACUAUGGAUCGUGAAUUGGAGACAGAAACGGGAGGGCCAGGGUACAGUAGAAGAAGGUCGAAUGCUUGCAUUUGGACUGCUGCCUGAAGGGGAGAACCUGCGAAGCAGAGAAAUCUCGUCGCCAAGAACAGUCCAAAAUGGUUUGAGGAAGUAUUCUGCAAACUUGCAACGUCAGCUGGACCAGAUAUAUGGGACGCGGAAUUCUCAUAUAUAG